Penicillium antarcticum is the source of this 1698-nucleotide messenger RNA. RefSeq names its product type 2C protein phosphatase PTC6 (gene ptcA). Bases 1 to 1698 code for a protein of 565 amino acids. Gene Ontology annotation, molecular function: protein serine/threonine phosphatase activity; cation binding. Gene Ontology annotation, biological process: protein dephosphorylation. Lineage: Eukaryota; Fungi; Ascomycota; Eurotiomycetes; Eurotiales; Aspergillaceae. The record is from RefSeq and is a predicted model, not a curated record. The transcript has 2 exons.
AUGAUUCUCCUUGCAGUGAGGCGAAUAGGCCGAGUCUGGACCUCGGCCGACCGUUACAGCUCCGCCCUUCUGCGAGCUCGAUACUACAGUUCCGACCUUGCGUCACCCAUUGGCCAGUCGACGGUCAAGAAGCAGCCACAGUUCCACGAUUACUUCGUGACACAUCUGCCCUCGUCCUCGCUUCACCCCGAUCCCCGUGGUCCAUCCGCUCCGUUCCAUAAGCUCCCUCGCUCCGCCUCCGUACCGCAUACCGGAGAUACGCCGCAGUCGCCGGCUUCCGCUUCGGCCUCAUACCAAGCCGCUUCGGCCUCAUACCAGGCCCUAAUAGAUCGCGAGACAACUGUCGUUCGGAUUCCACUUCGCAGUGCGAAGCACCAUUUCGGCGCCGUUACCGCCCGUGGCACUCGCCCUGCCAAUGAAGACACAUACCAAGCUGGUGUCAUUGACAUCCCGGCUUUUGCGAAGCGACCCCCGGCGUCGCUGACUAUCAAACGUCGGAACAACGGAGAAGCUUUGCCCAAACCGCGCGAGUCGCGCGCUGCGGAGACAGCUAGUGGUGAUCCGCAGGUCUUCUACUUCGGUGUCUUUGACGGCCAUGGCGGAGUUGACUGCAGUGCGUUCUUGAGAGACUACUUGCACGAAUAUAUCCAAGAUGCGGCUGUUGAUAUCGAUCUCAAGUCGAGUCUCCAGCCCGGCGCGGAAAUUCCACCUUCCAACAGCGAGCUACCUGUCAUGCAAGAAGGUAACCGGAACAAGAUCGGUGAUCUGGAGAAGAACCUUGUUCAAGACUGGAGACGUAUAGUUGGCGGUUACUUCAAGCGAUUUAAGCCGCCAAAUUUCGCCUACCACGGCCUCGAGUCUAAGGACCCCAGUAUCCUUAAUCACAUUUCUAUCGAAGAAGUAAUGGAAUACGCCUUUCUCCGUGCAGACCUCGACUUCCUCAAGGCGCAAGCCGCCAAACGAGACAAUGAUCUCGUUCAGGCCGAGAGACCCCUGAACGACGACGAAAUAUUCCAUCGACCCAGCAUGACUCGUUCCCCCAAAAUCGGUGGACCCAGCCGUUUCAAGGGCGGCAGCACAGGGAGCAUCGCCAUGAUCUCAACGCCCACCCCAACCCCAUUUUGGCACCCUAUUGGACCGUCGAGCCUCCUAGUAGCCCACGUUGGCGACACCCGUAUGCUCCUCUGUUCAACGCUAACAGGUGAAGCAAUCCCACUAACAUCAAACCACCACCCUUCCUCGCCAAUUGAAGCAAGCCGACUCCGCCGCUAUGCAGCAACCUUUGUGACAGACUCCUUCGGCGAAGAGCGCAUGAGCGGGCUGGCCAAUACGCGCGCCUUCGGCGACAUGCAAUCCAAGCGCAUCGGCGUCUCCGCCGAGCCAGAACUCAAGCGCAUUGAGAUGGGACCCGCUGAGUUCUCGUUCUUGGUCAUGGUGUCCGAUGGCAUCAGCGGAACCCUGCUUGAUCAGGAGAUUGUGGAUAUCGUCAAGGAAUCCAGGACACCUGAGCAGGGUGCGCGCGACGUGGUCAAUUUCUCUACUGAGGUUACUAAGGAGGGUGACAACGCUACUUGUCUUGUUAUCCGGCUUGGUGGCUGGGAGAGAAGACUUGAAGGUGGUGUUGGGAGCUUGGGGACUAAGGAGUCUCGUGAGUGGCGUCGUCAGGAUGCUACUGAUCCGCGCAGGUCACGGACGUGA